AUGACAGCGGCAGACUCGGUCACCCCUGGCCUCGCUGCCAACAAUAAUAAUGACGACACACCCUUUCAGAUUUCGCCUCCGGCCACGACGAGCCCUUCAUCACCGCCGGCACGACCGGUCGCAAAUCGAGUCGCAACGCCGCUAAGUCUUUUCCUCGAUGGUUCUGGCUCCAAUAAAACAAACACCACCAGCAAGUCAACCAAGACGACAACGAUUGGUGGCGGCGUUGGCUUUGGCGCUGGCACUGGCAUGCUACCGUCGGGGCACGGAAACCACAGAGACAUGGACGACAACAUCGACCUUGACCCUUUUGCCUCCAUGUCACCCGCUAAGACGCCAGACCAGGCUGUUGUCUCGCCUCCCCCUGUACAUACCGACGGCGUUGCUGCUAUUGUUGAUUCAGUGCCAUGUGCAGAUCAGGAACAACUGCAAAAGCACCCAGAUCCCAGCAUCACAUCCGUCGUCAACUCUGGUUCUGGUUCUGGUUCUGGUUCUGCCUGUCCUCGUCCUCCUCUUCUGGGUUCAUGCUCCUCGAUCCACAGCCCCAGCGCACGCACCAAACCUCACCUAAUCCAGGCCCCGGCUGCGGCCGACGCCCAACUCCCUGUCAGCCAAAUGACAAAACCAACGUCGUCCCCUGAUCAUGAUUCAGUGCUUAGCUCUCCUGUCGAGCUUGUUGAUGCACGUCCGCUUCGAACUGCAAGUGUGAGGGCGGACACGAGGAUUGUCCAUCCAAAGCCAAUUGCCCACCCGCCUGCUAUCAGCCACGUCGUUCCCGAUAAAUUAAUCCGGUCUGGGUCCGCGGCGAGCAACAUUGCCCAACUGGAAGCCACAGCUGAAAGGCUGUCCAUGACCAGCUCCAUCGACGAUGCCAUCCGCGACCUGCACGGCGAACUGAAGAGAAGCGACAGCAGACGCUCAGCCAAGCUUGCAUUGGCUACUAUGGCCUCAGUCGACGAGAAUACAACAUCCCCAGCGUCCCAGCUGGCCCGACAUUUAUCUAGUGCCUCUUCCAUCGUCUCUACCAACAUUGCCGCACGACACGGGGGCUAUUCCCCUGCCGGCUUCGUCAUGUCUCCAAACACUUCCCUAACAAGUCGCCUCCGAUCCGGCUCUACCAAUUCUGCCGGACGACCCGACAUCUCUCACGAUACAAUACUAUCUAGGCACGGUCCUGGAAAGUCGUCCGUUCGAAGUGUUCGCUCCACCAAGAUGUCUCUAGCGGAGAUUUCCGAGUCAGAACCGAUUUCUCUAGACCAAAAGGCAUUUGACGAAGCUGAUGCCGCCCCGCCCAUUGAAGAGCAGAAUGCAGAAAGCCUUCAAUUGCCGGAGGAACCGGCUGUCGAAAUCCCCAGCACGGAUGCCUUCCAUCAGAUGCUUGAGGGCAGCCUAGGGCCGCCUCCUGAUCGUCAGUACGCACCGAUUCUUACACCUCCCGUGCCGGUCGAGACGGAAGAAUAUCACCAGCACGAGCAUCGUCCGGCCAGCGUCCAUUCGAGCAAUACCUCGGAGCAGGCUCGCGAUGCAUUCAUCGACUUUGAUGGAGUGCACUGGGAACCUCAGAAUGAUGAAGAUCUGUACGAACCGCCGGAACUCGAACCCGACCUACCAACACCACGACCCGCGCCCGUCUCGAUGGCUCGGCCGACGUCUUAUAUUGAUCCUUCCACCGGCCAAAAGAUGCUCUACUAUCCUGCACGUGUCCCUGCUAUGUUGAACCUGCCUCCUAAACUAUCGUCCAAGCCCAAGGCUGCAGCCAGAAACCAGAGACGAUCCCAGGUGCUCAGCGCCAUGAUGGAUGUAAAUGUCAACGCCGAAGAGAUGUCAGCGGCUCAACGAAAGCGACAGUCUACCUUUAGCGAUUUGAAGGGCAUGUCCGCCGCACAAGACGCCCCGGUCAGAGAUUCGUGGCUGCCGGAUCCCAUUGCGAAUCACCGAGAUUCCUUUGCCGCCCUGUCCUCGUUUGGGCCUAUUGAUGGUACUGAAUCGAACCCUGCUCAACAAGAGGAGGACCAGCUACCAACUCCUCCCCUGGAACAAAUGCCUGAGCAAGAUGCAGCACCCGCGGUACUGCGUCGCCCUGAACGGCUAUCAAAAGCUCUCAAGGACAACCGAAAGUCCAAGGCAUCCAUGCUUGAUAAUUUACCUCCGCAGCUGAGGGCUAGCGCCUUCUUUGACCUGCCUUCAGUCGCCCCCGACGUGGAGAUCAAAGACGGUUCUGCCAUGGCCACCCUCGACAGCAUUCUCGACGCCUCUGCCAGUGCACCUGUGAGUGCCUUUACUGAUCAUGUGUAUGCUGGUAAGCUUGGGUCUGAGGUGUACGGCAAAGCAAAGGCAAACAAAUCGCGACAAUCUGUUGCUACUUUGAAUGGGCUGGCACCGGAGCCACAGCCAAAGAAGAGGUCGUCCGUGUUAUGGCUUGGCAAGAGAAAGACUAGCUACAAUAGCGACGAGCAAAAGCGGCCUCACAGCAGCGCGGAUGUGACAUCUCCUGAAGAAAACGGUUUCCUCGAUGGUCGACUUACACCUGGCAGCGUGGAUAGUGCCGACAAGGUCAUUCGUGUUGAUGCCGAUGACAAGAGCGAGAGGGACGCCGAGGAGGAACCGGUCGAGGACGAGCAACCAGAGGAUGCCUACCUCGGCCCCCCUACCACGCUUCUUGCUGAACUGCAAUUGCGUAAGCAGCAGCAAAAGGAGCGAGUGAGGAACAUGGGCAAAGGCCUUCCCAAUGGCAUGUAUGCCACGCUCUUGGACAUGGAUACAGUGGCAGAGGCCCAGCGGAAGAACCGCCAGAAUAAGCGAGUCAACCUUGCCUGGGAGGAUCCUGAGGCGCACGUGGACCAGAAUGGAUCCGAUGACGAAGACGUACCUCUGGCCAUUCUCGCCGCCAUGCAGCGAGGAGCUAAGAACUUGGCGGAUCUUGACCGACCCAUGGGUUUGAUGGAGCGCCGAGAACAAGAGGACAACGAACCACUCAGUCAUCGCCGAGCUCGUCUACAAGGACUCGAUGCUCCCCCGCCGCCUUUGCACCAGCGUCACAGUGUCAUGUCUCUUUCUGCCGCCCAGGCUCUGGAAGUACCGUCGCCAAACCCCGAAAUCGAGGUUAUUCCUAGCCCCGACCCUGAAGUGGAGGAGAUUGAAGAAGAAACGCUGGGCGACAGACGUCGCAGACUGGCGGCCAAGGAUGGAGAGCUGCCAAAGGCCCGUCCGGUUAGUGUCGCUUUCUCGGCCGAGUUGCUGAGCCAAUUUGGUGAUGUCGAAGAAACCAAGGACGAAACGAAGGCCAAGAAGAGCGAUAAGAAGGGGACGCCUGCACCAGGUGCUUCUGGCGAAGAGGAAACACUCGGACAACGUCGACGACGACUUCAGGCAGAACGAGAAGCUCGAGAGCGUGAAAUAAGCUAUGGAAACUUGGUCGGCAACCAGCCUGUUCAGGAACCUCGACGACGACUGAGUCUCGCCAAUGUGCUGACUGCCCAUCCCAUGAAUGAAUCAGAGCGACGAGCUCAAGAGGAGAAGCUACGAACCGAUGAACAGAGGCGUGCUGCCCAGGACAGGGAGUCCAAGAUGGCGGCCAUGAGGAUGCAGAUGCCCACGACGCUCCCGCAGUCUGGGCUCGAGCGAUCUGGUGGCUUCCUGGGCGGUGCAUUCAAUGACGGCACAGGCGGCUAUGGACCCAGGGCAACUCUAUCAAGUCCCGCUGUCAACACUCAGGGGCUGCCAGCCGCCAAACGGUCGAGUGUAAUGACAAGUUACGGACCCGGAUAUGGCGCUCCUAUGAACCAACCCGCGUAUGGCGCGAUGAAUGGCUAUGGCAAUGGAUAUGGAGGCAUGAACGCCAUGGGCGCAUAUAAUGGCAUGAGCUCGAUGAGCUUGUAUGGUGACCGAACAGCGACGCAGAUGUACGGUGGCGGCGGCAUGAUGCCUAUGCCUGUGAGCAAGGGAUCCAUGGACCGCGUGGAGCAAUGGCGAUAUGGCGUUCGACCCUGA
Messenger RNA from Pochonia chlamydosporia 170, 3990 nucleotides. RefSeq lists its product as hypothetical. The transcript has a single exon. Lineage: Eukaryota; Fungi; Ascomycota; Sordariomycetes; Hypocreales; Clavicipitaceae. The coding region runs from base 1 to 3990 and encodes 1329 amino acids. The record is from RefSeq and is a predicted model, not a curated record.